Messenger RNA from Eucalyptus grandis, 1865 nucleotides. RefSeq names its product serine carboxypeptidase II-2. The coding region runs from base 248 to 1669 and encodes 473 amino acids. Gene Ontology annotation, molecular function: serine-type carboxypeptidase activity. The record is from RefSeq and is a predicted model, not a curated record. Gene Ontology annotation, cellular component: vacuole. The transcript is spliced from 10 exons. Gene Ontology annotation, biological process: proteolysis. NCBI's taxonomy places the organism in Eukaryota, Viridiplantae, Streptophyta, Magnoliopsida, Myrtales, Myrtaceae.
AAACCUUCCCAUGCCUUGGGGGACUGUCCGAACAACCCAUCCUCGCGAAUCGAGAGUCCUCACGUUCUCUGUCUCUGAUUCCUUCGCCAGAGACAUGGCGUCGCAGACAUUAUUAUUACAGUCGCUUCCGUUUGUCCAUUAGCGAAGCAAAGCCCCGCAAUAACACCGCCCGCUCCUCCUUAAAAAUCGUUCCUUAUUCUCCCCCGGUCCUUCCAACAUAUUCAACGACGUCUCGAGGGGUAAAAAUAUGGCCAAUCCCAAAUGGGGUUCUCUCCUCCUUGUCCAGGUCGUCUUCCUCGUGGUCUUCCUCGUCAAUCCCCAACUGGGUUUCUCCGAGGAAGACCCGCUCGUCCAGCAGGAGCUGGACAGGGUUCUUGAGCUCCCGGGUCAGAGCUUCAACAUCAGCUUCCCCCACUACUCGGGCUACGCCACGGUCAAUGAAGAAUCGGGGCGGUCCUUGUUCUACUGGUUCACCGAGGCCGCCGAGGACCCCGAUUCUAAGCCCCUCGUGCUCUGGCUCAAUGGAGGGCCGGGGUGCUCGUCGAUUGCAUAUGGGAUGGCGGAGGAAAUAGGCCCUUUUCAUAUCCGGCCGGAUAUGAGCCUCUAUCUCAAUCCUUACUCCUGGAAUCUAGUUGCCAACUUGUUGUUUAUUGAUUCACCCGUUGGUGUUGGUUUUUCCUACUCCAAUACGUCCUCAGAUUUGCUGAACAAUGGAGACAAAAGGACUGCUGAGGAUUCACUGGCAUUUCUACUCAAGUGGUUUGAGCGCUUUCCACAGUUUAAGGGGAGGGAAUUUUAUAUCACUGGAGAAAGCUAUGGAGGUCACUAUGUUCCUCAAUUGAGUAAAGCCAUUGUAAAGUACAACAAAGCAUCCGGUGAAAAUGUAAUCAAUCUGAAGGGCUAUAUGGUUGGAAAUGCUCUAACUGAUGAUUACCAUGAUCAUCUUGGGGUCUUCCAAUUUAUGUGGUCAGCUGGUUUGAUUUCUGAUCAGACAUUCAAGCUGCUGAAUGUUCUCUGUGAUUUCCAGUCUUUUAUACACACCUCAAGUGCUUGUGAUAAAGUUCUAGAUAUAGCUAGCGACGAGCUCGGAGAUAUUGAUCCAUACAGUAUAUAUACUCCUCUUUGCCCUGUCAAUGGUAGCCAGUCAAACCGCCUUCGCAAAAGAAUGAAAGUCAUUGGCCAUGUCAAUGAGAAAUAUGAUCCCUGCACGGAGGAGCACUCAGUUAAAUAUUUCAACCGUGCUGAGGUACAGACAGCACUUCAUGUAAACAAGGCAUUUGCGCCAGCUAAAUGGGACACUUGCAGUGACUUAGUUAGUGAAAAUUGGAAGGAUGCUCCUCGUACGGUGCUGGACAUCUACCGUGAGCUUAUGCGCGAAGGACUUCGCAUCUGGAUGUUCAGCGGUGACACGGAUGCUGUCAUCCCUGUCACAUCCACCCGGUACACAAUAGAUUCUUUAAAGCUUCCAACAGUGAAACCUUUUCGCGCUUGGUAUGAUGAUGGGACGGUGGGUGGAUGGACUCAGGAGUACGCAGGACUUACCUUCGUAUCCGUGAGAGGAGCAGGUCAUGAAGUCCCUCUUCACAGACCAAAGCUAGCGCUUGCACUCAUCAAAGCCUUCUUAGCAGGAACCUCGAUGCCAUCACUCCAACUAGUGAGCGAUUCUUGAAAGUUUUUUGUGUUACUCGCAAGUGCAGUUUUCCAGAGCAAAGUUCUCUAUGGGGCUGUAAGUCAUUCGAUAUUCCUGAUGAAUAAAAGCAUUCAUGUGGGACUUGAAACGAGACCCGAACUGUAAAUAAAAAAGGAUUUCAGGUUGCCCAGUUUCUUUCCCUCUUUAAUGCUUGAAGAACAUUCAGGUUGUUGCC